CUCGCAACGCGAUUACUGGCUCGAAACCUUGAAACAUCGUCCAAUGUUCAAGCACUCCUGACAGCCAAUUCAAUCGUCCGCAACAUGUAUGUUUGUCGACUUCCGUUCAUUUCAUCGACUUUGAAUUCCAGAUACCCACGUCCGAAUGCAAUAAUGCUAGCUAAACGGCCCAGCCCCAUCCUGGCUUUUGUCGGCUUCGUAUUGAUAAUCCUGCUCCUAUUAUCAACCGCCAGUUACCACGAAAAAAUCAUUCCUUUAUCCUUUCGUGGUGGCCAGGCUGCGGUUGGUCAGAUUUCAGUGUCCACAAACGGUCGCCCCGCACCCCCGCCGAGCUCACACAACGAAGUAUUCUCUGUCUCGCGGAAAGAUGGACAAUACUGGCCAAUUGAUUUUGGAGGAUUCGGGAUCAUCAAUCCGAACAUGAUACCUCACCCGAACAAGACGGAUGUGUGGAUUGUUGUGGCGCAGAGGAUGGACCCUCCCGGGACUGCAUACGGUGGCCAGUGGAGUGUAGAGAUCACUUGCGAAGCAAUCUUUCGGAAAGGCGCCUUGACCUGCGUUGAGAAACCUGAUAUAUUACCAAUAUCAGCUACCCCGGGAGGAAAUUGCGUGGGGGAUAUCACCAUACUCAACAUGAAUAUUGGACCUCACGAUGCAAGAGUCUUCUAUGGGCCCGAAUCACCCUUCAUUGUUUUCGGAUCCAACUCUCAGUUCACUUGUUUUGGUCAAUGGAUACAGGAUUUCAGGCCACUCAUCAAUUGGCCAUUCCUUAUGUGGGUAGCUGCAGCAGAUACACAGUUUUUGAUUGGCAAGGAACUUCAACGGCCACGUUUUGGCCCCGUUGAGAAGAAUUGGUUUAUCUUUUGGGAUGCCGUCGGGGAUAUGUACGUCCAUCAUGACAUUUCACCCAAGAGGUCGUUUGUCAGAAUGGAUAAGAAGGGCAUGAUCAGUGAGGACCUUGCACCUUUGGUUGCAAGCCACGACGAGAAGUGCAUGGCGGCAUACAUGCCUGUCCCUGGCAAGGAUGAAGAUCUUCAUCAAGCUACGAAUUCUCUAGCUAUUGUGCUUUGUCGACGAGAAGAUCCCGAGUGCAACGUCGAAGCCAACACAUACAUAAUGCACAUCUACCAACACAAGCUGUGGCACGGCUUUCACGGUGUCUACGAGCCAUACGUUGUGCUUAUGCACCGAACGGCGCCUUUUGGCAUCUACGGAUUGACCAAAAAGCCAUUUUGGAUUCGAGGGAGAGGAGGGCCGGGCCGUGGGAAAAUUCCAAAGUUUUACGACGCGGAGUUGAGAAAAUCGUGGAAUCAAAGUGAGAUGGUGUAUAUCACAUCUAUGAACUGGAAAGAGCAAGGCCGAAAUUAUGUCGGAUAUCUGGAUGAUGUGUUGAUGUUGGGAUUUGGCAUCGAGGAUCGAAGAAGCGCGAUGAUGGAUGUCACGGCUGGUGAUCUAUUGAAGAAUCUGGGACUUUGCUCGGAAUUAUAGCAUGUAGAUCAAUUACUAUUCAUGCUCGUAGAAAAAAAGCUGUCGUUCCUCC
Messenger RNA from Hyaloscypha bicolor E, 1540 nucleotides. RefSeq lists its product as uncharacterized. The record is from RefSeq and is a predicted model, not a curated record. NCBI's taxonomy places the organism in Eukaryota, Fungi, Ascomycota, Leotiomycetes, Helotiales, Hyaloscyphaceae. Bases 154 to 1488 code for a protein of 444 amino acids. The transcript has a single exon.